UCUCUCUACGAACAGCUCGCUCUCAGGGGCCGGACACCAGAGAGAUGGCAGCUGCCUCCACGGACUCCGGCCAGGGCGCCACCAAGAUCACUCCCGAGGUGCUGCAGGAGAUGCUGAGCUACUACAACCUGAGCCGCCGGGAGUUCAUCAACACCUACAACAUCCAGCCGCUCGUCUACAUCCCCGAGUUGCCGUACAGCGCCAAGACCACCUUCGUGAUCAUGUACGCGGUCAUCUUCGUGCUGGCGCUGGCGGGGAACACGCUGGUCAUCUACAUAGUGGUGAAGAAACGUGCGAUACACACGGCGACGGACAUCUUCAUCUGCUCCCUGGCGGUCAGCGACCUGCUCAUCACUUUCUUCUGCGUGCCUUUCACCCUGCUGCAGAACAUCUCCUCGGAGUGGUUCGGAGGGGUUCUGGUUUGCAAGACAGUUCCUUUUGUACAGACUACAGCCAUAGUCACGGGCAUCCUCACAAUGACCUGCAUUGCCAUCGAGAGAUACCAGGGCAUUGUCUUCCCCCUGAAAAUGAGGAGGCAGUACUCAUCCAAACGAGCAUACAAGAUGCUAGGGCUCGUAUGGAUUGCUUCAGUGAUAGUGGGCUCACCGAUGCUGUUUGUGCAGCAGCUAGAGGUGAAGUACGACUUCUUGUACGAUCAUUACCACGUGUGCUGUCAGGAAAGUUGGCACUCUGUGACUCACAGGCAGACGUACACCACCUUCAUCAUGGUGGCUCUGUUCCUGAUCCCCUUGGCCGCCAUGCUGUUCCUCUACACGCGCAUUGGGAUCGAGCUGUGGAUCCGCAACAGGGUGGGCGACUCCUCAGUCCUCAACACCAUGAACCACAGAGAGAUCAGUAAAAUCUCAAGGAAAAAGAAAAGAGCCGUCAAAAUGAUGAUCACCAUCGUCCUGUUGUUCACAAUUUGCUGGGCACCAUUCCACACAGUCCACAUGCUGUUUGAGUACUAUGACCUGGAGAAGAAAUACGACGGCGUCACAAUCAACAUGAUCAUCGCUGUUGUUCAGGCCAUCGGGUUCUUCAACAGCUUCAACAAUCCAAUCGUGUACGCCUUCAUGAAUGAGAACUUCAAGAAGAGCUGCGUCUCCACCCUCUCCCACUGCGUCAGGAAGCCCAACCAGAAGGGCGGUGCCGUGGUGGCACCUAAACUGAGUGUGCAGUUCAUCAAACCCCAAAGCAGAGACGCAUUUAUGGAAUUGGAGGAAGGCAACAGCUCGAACCAGCACUCCAGGGAGAAAGGCCCCUCGAGUUCACUGCACAGAGACAGCUCCCUGGAACCGAUAGGAGAAAAAAUCUCCACCAUCCAAACUGAGCUGCCUGCAAACAGCUCCUCCCAAAUCAAAUGAGGAGGACAAGGGUUCGGAAGCUCAAAGUGUUUAGCUGUUGAACUCCACUAUCCUCUCUGCUGUCAGUCUCUGGCACAUGACAGUCUCACCAUUGUCAUUCAAACACUCAAAAUAAUGCACCAGCUUGAAAGCACAUCUCUGCAGAGAUUGUUCUGUUAUUACUCUGGUCAGGAAACACAGGAGCAAAGGAAAUGAAGGAAUUCUGAGAAGAGGUAGUUUCACUAUGAAAGCGGCCCUGGCAGCGAUGAGGAGCAGCGGUCACGCUACAAUCUCAGAGGUAUCUGUGCAAGAAAUCAUAUCUCUUGAGGAGUUUCAAAUAUCUGCAGGAUGCUCAGUCUCUCUCUCUCUCUCAGUGAACAUUUAAUAAUGUGUCCAAGGAAACCCUGUUCAUUGUUAUUCCAAAUCUGCAAAACAUUUUCCGCCUCAUGGAGCAAACUGUUUGGAAAUUAUAACAAAGAAGCACAGCCAUGGUUUUAGCAGCUAAGGAUGGAUGAACCUCUAAAUGUUUAACAACUAAAUUUGCAUCUGUUCAAAUGGUAGACUUUGUUUAUCCCUUUUCCACAAACACUCCGAGUGCUUUACACUAUGAACCAGGUUCUAAGCACUUCUCUAUCACUCAUCAUCCAUCCUGCUCACAAACUGACAGCAAAGCCUGAGGACACAUCAACAUGCAGAGUGCAGGAGCUGGGGAUCGAACCAUUAACUGACCCAUUAAGGGACAACCUGCUCUGCCCUCUUGACUCAAAGUUGAAGUCAGAUAUUCAGUAUCACAGACAUGGACAGGUGGGUCGGUGGUUGAACUACGUGCCAAACCAUUACCUAUGGUUAGGAGUUCUGGGUAGUGAGUUUGGACGACUACCUCCUUGAUAAGCGGAAGACAAUGGAUGGAUGAAUGGAAUCAGUUCAGGGUCAAUCAGUACAAACUUUUAUUUCAAUGGUGACAAACUUUCUUUGACUAUUACCGCUCCUGAGCUGGCCUUUUCCUAAAACUCAAAUCUGAUGAUGAAUUGCCUUGUACCUUGUGCUUAAGAUUCUGUGGGCUGUGAUGAAUUAAUGAUUAAUUUAUGUAACGUGUUAUAUCAGCAGGUGGCCUCGUGAGUACUGCCCUUGUGCAGUUUUUUAAAUGGUUCAUGUUUUAAGCGAUUAUUCUUCAGCCUUUUCGAGACCAAACUCGACAUGAAAAAGCUUG
Molecule: messenger RNA, 2553 nt
Organism: Paralichthys olivaceus (Japanese flounder)
Lineage: Eukaryota; Metazoa; Chordata; Actinopteri; Pleuronectiformes; Paralichthyidae
Gene: qrfprb
Product: pyroglutamylated RFamide peptide receptor b
Biological process (GO): G protein-coupled receptor signaling pathway; cellular response to hormone stimulus
Cellular component (GO): plasma membrane
Molecular function (GO): neuropeptide Y receptor activity; peptide binding
Source: RefSeq, a predicted model, not a curated record